Messenger RNA from Salvelinus fontinalis (brook trout), 4675 nucleotides. RefSeq names its product protein FAM151A-like. Bases 2235 to 4019 code for a protein of 594 amino acids. The record is from RefSeq and is a predicted model, not a curated record. The transcript is spliced from 8 exons. Lineage: Eukaryota; Metazoa; Chordata; Actinopteri; Salmoniformes; Salmonidae.
AAUGGAGUCGUGGUCAGAUUUGCCAAAAGGAGUGCGGGGGAGGGCUUUGUAUGCAUUGCGGAAGUUAGAGUAACAAUGAUCCAGAAUGCUGCCAGCUCGAGUCGCGCAUUCGAUAUGCUGAUAAAAUUUAGGGAGCCUUGUUUUCAGAUUAGCUUUGUUAAAAUCCCCAGCUACGAUAAAUGCAGCCUCAGGAUAUAUGGUUUCUAGUUUACAUAGAGUCAGUGAAGUUCUUUCAGGGCCGUCGAGGUGUCUGCUCAGGGGGGGAUAUACACGGCUGUGAUUAUAAUCGAAGAGAAUUCUCUUGGUAGAUAAUGCGGUUGGCAUUUGAUUGUAAGGAAUUCUAGGUCAGGUGAACAAAAGGACUUGAGUUCCCGUAUGUUGUUAUGAUCACACCACGUCUUGUUAAUCAUAAGGCAUACACCCCCGCCCUUCUUCUUACCAGAGAGAUGUUUGUUUCUGUCGGCGUGAUGCGUGAAGAAACUGGGUGGCUGUACCGACUCUGAUAACAUAUCCCGAGUGAGCCAUGUUUCUGUGAAACAGAGAAUGUUACAAUCUGAUGUCUCUCUGGAAGGCAACCCUUGCUCGAAUUUCAUCUACCUUUUUGUCAAGAGACUGGACAUUGGCGAGUAGUAUACUCGGGAGCGGUGAGCGAUGUGUCUGUCUACGGAGCCUGACCAGAAGACCGCUCCGUCUGCCCCUUCUGUGGUGCUGUUGUUUUGGGUCAUUUACUGGAAUCAGAUCCAUUGUCCUGGGUGGUGGUCCGAACAGAGGAUCCGCUUCAGGAAAGUCGUAUUCCUGGUCGUAUUGUUGGUAAGUUGACGUUGCUCUUAUAUCCAAUAGUUCUUCCCAGCUGUAUGUAAUAAGACUUAAGAUUACCUGGGGUAACAAUGUAAGAAAUAAUACAUAAAAAAACAAAAUACUGCAUAGUUUCCUAAGAAUGCAAAGCGAGGUGACCAUCUCUGUCGGCACCAUCUUGCAUCAAUUAUCAAGACUUUUGUAAGUAUAAAACGUACCAGAAUGUCAAAAGUGUGGGUGUAAGAAAGGACAAAAACUGCGCAAAACAGUGAAAUCCAGACAUCAAAUGCUUUAUUAAAUAAAUGUUUAAAAACAUAUUAAAAGCUGAAAAAAAAGUUUAAGGUUAUUUUAGUCUCUACUAUGUGGAUGUUUGCUAAAGCGGAUCUGAUUGAAUAGAGGCAUAACUCUGUAAGCUUCUGUGUUAUAUAACCAUACCAAACGUAACAUAUCAUUCUAACUUAAGGUUUGCAUUUAAUAUGAUACAUCUAGUCUAUGAGACCAGGCUGGUUUAGCAUGGUCAAAAUACCCACAGGUCACAGAUGUCAAUUCAACGUCUAUUCCACGUUGGUUCAAUGUUUUGUUUGAAUUACAUGGAUACAACGUUGAUUCAACCAGUGUGUGCCCAGUGGGUAUGCUGUCGGUGCAGUAUGGGACUGUGUGUCCUUCACAGGGUUCAGCAGUGAAGCACUGGGUCAUGUUCAUUAGGCACCAAAUGGAAGAAAAGGUAUUGAAACAGUGAGGGAUUACCUUGACUAGUCCAGUUAGAAACGUACAUUUUCGUUUUACGUUGCAAAAUAUUUUACUUUGAAAAAGUUUUCUGUUGCAUGCCAUAAUAAACACAACCCUGUUGUCUGGACAAUAACAAUGUUGUUCUGAUAAUGUGACAUUAGAAUACGAUGUGCUGGACAAUCAACUCCAUAUCACACCUGUAGUUAUCAAUAAAUAUCUUCAGAUAAAAGUGUAUAAAUAAUUAAUCCAUCAGUUUGAGAAAUGUAUUUGGUUAUAAAUCAUUAGGCCACCACACGUUUAUCUUCUAAGUUCAUCCUUGACCCGUGAAAAAACAAUAGGCUAGUUCUCUCGGAAUCCAAGGGUAGAGUCAUAAGAAUGAGAUGAGCGAGGUGAGAUAGUGCUCUGUACUCUCUUUAUCUGCUCUGUGAAAUCACUGUGAUCUCUGGUGCAUAGAUAACACACACACACACACACACACACACACACACACACACACACACACACACACACACACACACACACACACACACACACACACACACACACACACACACACACACACACACACACACACACACACACACACACACACACACACGUGUUCACUCAUUAUAAAACACUACACUUUCUCUCAUUCGACAACAGUCCAACAGUCCUUGUCUGCCUGUCUGCACUGAAUCUGACUGCACUUGUCACAGCUUUGAGAUCUCAUGGAGGAGGAAAAGACAGAGAAAAUGUAUGAAGAAGGAAAGAAGAAAGAGAAAGAGGAAGAAGAGAAUGAAGACCUGAGGAGAUAUUGUCAAUACUUUACUAAAGAACAGUUGAUCAUGCUGUGUGUCUGUGUUGCUCUGCUUGUGCUACUUCUGGUCAUCAUCAUCACCUCUGUUCUCCUGACUCAAAAUGGUGGUAGGGCAUCUGAAACGAUCCUGCCGUUCCCUACUGAUGGAGACAUGCUGGACUUCCUCGUCCAAACUGGAGACAUCAGGGAGAGAGACGCGCUGUACGCCACCUGGUAUCACCGUGCCAACAACAAGUCAGAGAUGAACAUAGCACUGCAAAGUUCUAUCAUGGUUCUGGAGGCUGAUGUGACUGUGCAGGGAUACGCUACGGUCAACGUGACCACUAUCCCCAUCAUGGCUCAUCCUCCUGCUGUCUACAGUGACAACACUCUGGACCAGUGGCUGGAUGCCGUGCUCCAGUCAAAGAAAGGCAUAAAGCUGGACUUCAAAUGCAUCGAGGCGGUGACUCCCUCUCUGGGCAUCCUGAGCAUGAAGAACCAGACUAAAGGCAUCAACCGGCCGGUGUGGCUAAACGCUGACAUCCUCCCUGGGCCAAACGUCCCAGCCUUCUGGCCUGUCAUCGACGGACCUGAAUUCUUGGCAAUGAUCCAUCAGAGUUUUCCAGACGUGACCAUCUCUCCUGGAUGGGCAGUUCUGUAUCUGCCCCAGUUCCCAAACGUCACCUACACACAGGCCAUGGUGGAGGACAUGUACGCCAUCAUCAAAAAUGUCCCUCAGACAGUCACCUUCCCCAUCCACGCGCUCAUGGCCAAGAACGGAUGGCCUCACAUCAGCUGGCUACUCAGCCAGUCACCAAAGUUCAGUCUGACUCUGUGGCAGAGCCAGGAAAAGAACCCCAGUGUGAAUGACCUGCUGUUCGUCAGAGACAACACCAACCCUAAGCGGGUCUACUAUGACAUCUAUGAACCUGUCCUGUCCCAGUUUAAAGAAGCUGCCAAGCAAAGAGAUCGGCAGAGGAGGUUCUACCCUGGAGGAGACCUGAUUGACUAUUUCCAGCCGAAAUAUAGAGAUGGCUUGUACAUCCAGUGGAACACAGUCACCGACAGAACCUCACUGCUUUCUCUGCUGUCAGACAGUGCCAGUGGCAUGCUCAUCAUUCCAGUAGGAUCUGGUUCCGCCCAGCCUGGGGUCCCAGUGGUGGAGGGCUCCCGUCCAGAGUUCCUUCUCCAGGACUCCCUGAACCUGGUUCUGGCCUCUCCAAAACCCUUUGGUAUCUACUUAAGGAUCCAGUCCCAGAGCCAGCUGGAACCCUCUCUCCACCUCCUCAGCUCAGCUUACCACAGCGACCUCCUGUACCGCCCCGUCUGGGUCAACAUGGCUCUGUCCCAUGGAGCCUUCCAGACCCAGGGCUACAUCUCUGGGAGGGAGUUCCUCCACACAGUCAACCAGGUGUUCCCCUAUGUGACCCUGGCCCCCAGCUGGCCUCUUGAAGUCCUGAGGGAGGGGUAUAACAGGGCCAUGGUGGAUGACAUGGAGGUUUUACUGAAGGGGGCGUGGCAGGCUGUGUCCCUGCAGGUGAGGGCGGAGCCACUGGGGAGAUCUGUGGAGGGACAGAGGAGGAUUCGGGAGGUGCAGUCACGGUACUCACUUACAGUGGAGACCGGGACAGAAAGUGGGAUUGAUGAGGCAGGACCACAGGCAAUCAUGGCCAACCUCUCUGGGAGCAAAGACAGAAGCUUGUUUUUUUAUAACUGAGAACUACUGGUCUAAGAUGUGAAGACAUGAUCACCUCUUAAAUUAGUUACAUUUUCAUCUAAUCUUUUGUUGUAUUUAAAGUAAAUGAAAAACAACCAUUCAAUUUAAUUGUAAUAUAUUUAUUGUAAAAUUGUUAGCAAUAAUUUUGUACAAUCAUCUUUGUAAUUUCAAUUGUUUUAUAUAAAUAUAUAUAUAUAUAAAAAACUUUAAUGCCUGUAGUUUAAGAUAUGAUAUUCUUAUCUUAUGUGUAACUUGGCUGAAACAUUUGAAUGCCUCGUCAUAAAAAACAUCAUGAAACAUAUCUGACAUCAAAUGCAGUGUUACUUUCUGUAUUCUGACCCUCUAUAAAACAAUACAGAGCUCUACUCAGUAAAACAAACAGCUCGUUACUAUUCAUUCUCUGGAAAACUUCAAAUACAAUUUACAUUUCUGUCUCAUAUCAUUUUCACAUGUUAUAAUUGGAGAUGCAAAACAUUGUUAAAAACCAUCAGUGCCCCCAAAAAUGUUUGCUGUAGAUGCUCCUCUUUCAUUAGCCUGGUCCCAGAUAUAUUUUAAGGUCAUUGUCAACGGCCAUAGGAGUUGGCAAGACAGCACAAACCGAUUUAUGAACAGGCUCCUUACAUUAUUCACUCUAAUAAAAGAAGUCUUGAACUUCA